Phoenix dactylifera (date palm) is the source of this 1444-nucleotide messenger RNA. RefSeq names its product glyceraldehyde-3-phosphate dehydrogenase 3, cytosolic-like. Gene Ontology annotation, cellular component: cytosol. Gene Ontology annotation, biological process: glucose metabolic process; glycolytic process. Gene Ontology annotation, molecular function: NAD binding; glyceraldehyde-3-phosphate dehydrogenase (NAD+) (phosphorylating) activity; NADP binding. The record is from RefSeq and is a predicted model, not a curated record. Lineage: Eukaryota; Viridiplantae; Streptophyta; Magnoliopsida; Arecales; Arecaceae.
CAUUCCGGCGGUAUUCGUUGAGCUUCUAGAGAAACGCUUGGUUUCCAUAUGUACCUUUCCUUUCCUGGUCUUCAUAUUGGCAUCUUAAACCCACCAUUUCCUCCACAUCUUGCUCCCCGUUGUCUCUCGCACACUCUCUAUCUCCUCAGCGUCUCUCUCCCUCUCUCUCUGAUAUCCGAUCGCGAUGGCAACUGAGAAGAAGAUCAAGAUCGGCAUCAACGGGUUUGGAAGGAUCGGGCGUUUGGUCGCCAGGGUUGCGCUCCAGAGCAGUGAUAUUGAGCUUGUGGCCGUCAAUGAUCCGUUCAUCAGCACUGACUACAUGACGUACAUGUUUAAGUAUGAUACUGUGCAUGGAAAGUGGAAGCACCACGAUAUCAAGGUCAAGGACUCGAAGACCCUUCUCUUUGGCGAGAAGCAAGUCGCUGUCUUUGGCAUUAGAAACCCUGAGGAGAUCCCAUGGGGUGAAACUGGUGCAGAGUAUGUUGUGGAGUCCACUGGUGUCUUUACUGACAAGGAGAAGGCUUCUGCUCACCUGAAGGGUGGUGCCAAGAAGGUCGUCAUCUCUGCUCCUAGCAAAGAUGCUCCUAUGUUUGUGGUGGGUGUGAACGAGCAUGAAUACAAGUCCGACAUUAAUAUUGUCUCCAAUGCUAGCUGCACCACAAACUGUUUAGCUCCUCUGGCCAAGGUCAUCCAUGAUAAAUUUGGCAUCAUUGAGGGUUUGAUGACCACAGUGCAUUCUAUCACCGCUACUCAGAAGACCGUUGAUGGGCCAUCCAGCAAGGACUGGAGGGGUGGACGAGCUGCCAGCUUCAACAUCAUUCCUAGCAGCACUGGUGCUGCCAAGGCUGUUGGCAAAGUGCUUCCUGCCUUGAAUGGAAAGUUGACCGGCAUGGCUUUUCGUGUUCCAACCGUGGAUGUGUCUGUCGUGGAUCUCACUGUCAGGAUCGAGAAGUCAGCCACGUAUGCGGACAUUAAGGCUGCUAUCAAGGAAGAGUCUGAGGGAAGGCUCAAGGGUAUCAUGGGCUAUACUGAAGAGGACUUGGUGUCCACCGACUUCAUUGGCGACAACAGGUCAAGCAUUUUCGAUGCCAAGGCUGGAAUCGCUCUGAAUGAUCACUUCGUCAAGUUGGUGGCUUGGUACGACAAUGAAUGGGGCUACAGCUCCCGUGUUGUUGACCUGAUCCGGACAAUGGACAGCAAGAAGUAGAAUGCUUGCCCUGGCGUUGAUGUGUUGAUGUUGGUGGUCUGUAGGUGUUCGGUGAUGUGUCUUAAGAAUAAAUGUUUGGUGGCGUGUUGUAAGAGUUUCUCUCUUUCAGUCUUUCUCUAGUACCGUACUUGGGCGUCAGGUGUGCCCCCAUUUUGCUUGAGAUGUGUUAAAACUCAGCUUAAUAUGAAGCGGAAAACUAUGUUUAAAUUUUAUUAAAAUUUUGCUUUGGCAUUCUCA